Molecule: messenger RNA, 934 nt
Organism: Pyrgilauda ruficollis (rufous-necked snowfinch)
Lineage: Eukaryota; Metazoa; Chordata; Aves; Passeriformes; Passeridae
Product: spidroin-1-like
Exons: 3
Coding region: 1-909 (302 amino acids)
Source: RefSeq, a predicted model, not a curated record
AUGGAGGCGGCGGCGGGCGGCAGCCAGGUCUCCGGGGCGGCCGGUGCUGGGGCGGGACGGGUCGGGACGGGUCGCGGGGCGAGCGGCGCGGGACGGGACGGGGGCGGCGCGGCUCUAACUGGGCGCGGAGCAGGCGGCAGAGCCCAGAUCACAUCCCGGGGGCGGCAGCCUCCGCCUCCUCUUCCUACGGCAGGGGGGCGGCGGCAGCAGCGGCGGCCGCGGCAGCGCUCCCCGCAUUUCCUGCGGCGAGGGGCGAAGGGAGCUACCCGCCGUCCGCCGCUUCUUAUAGCCGCUACCGACCGGAAGUGGCGUCACGGCGCUGGGGGCGCGCCGCCGCCAAUCCGGCGAUCGCACCAUCGUGACGGCAGGUGGCGGGGUGGGAGCCGGGGGCGCGCGCGGGGGGUCGGCGCAUGGGGCCGCGUGCCCGCGCACGGGCCUCCGCGUGCCCGCGCCGCGGGGAGGGGGCGCGUCCGUGCGCCGGCACCGCCCCGCGCAAGGGCGGCCGCAGAGGGCAGCGGCGUGGGCGCUCCCGCAGCGGUGAUCGUCUGUGCCCGCAGGCGGCGGAGGCGACGUGUCUGUGCGUCCUUGCCUUUUCCCGGAGCGCAGGGGUGCGCCGGUGCCUCCACGCAGUGCCCGGCGGUCCGGGAGCCGAGCGCGGCGCUCCCUCACGUUUGUGAGCCGAGGCCUUCAGACCGAGUCCCCAGCGGGGUCUCCGCCCGGGGGCCUCCGCGCAGAGCGGAGCCUUGCCGGGCAGCCGGCGGCCCCGGGCCCUCGUGCCGGAGCACGGCCGAGCCUUCUCACAGGCUGCCGGCCAGGCCUCGGCUCUGGCUCUCUGCGGACAGCCCAAAAGAGCGUCUGGCCCUGCGCUUUCCCCGUCCCGAUCAGGGGGAUCGUUCCCCGUCGCACUGAGCUGUUGUCGCAGAAUCAAAUGCUC